Anastrepha obliqua is the source of this 4371-nucleotide messenger RNA. It is a transcript of the gene fbl, whose product is annotated as pantothenate kinase 3. Gene Ontology annotation, molecular function: ATP binding; pantothenate kinase activity. The record is from RefSeq and is a predicted model, not a curated record. The transcript is spliced from 8 exons. Bases 644 to 2296 code for a protein of 550 amino acids. Gene Ontology annotation, cellular component: nucleus; cytosol. Lineage: Eukaryota; Metazoa; Arthropoda; Insecta; Diptera; Tephritidae. Gene Ontology annotation, biological process: coenzyme A biosynthetic process.
CAAAUGUUCACCACGCGCGCUCGCGUACAGUCAGUCAUCGUCUUAGCGCUUCGCCCGUUAACGAUUUGUAUGAUCAAACGCGUUUCAAAUGGUGUGAUUUUGAGGGAAAGGAAUUGGAAAAAGAAAACAAAUUUACUAUGCUUAUUUACAAGCAGGCCAUACAAAUGAGUAAAAGUGGGUUUUAAAACGCGGGGAACGCAAAAUUGGAGAAAAUUGAUGUAAAAUUAAUAUAAAAUUAUUUUGUGAACUUUUACGUUAAGAAGUCAACUAACUGGCGAUCGAAAAGAAUGAAUGCAGUUUUUAAUAGGAACCAAAACCAAAAAAUAUCCUUUCAAAAAAGUUUGAUAAAUAAUAAGCGAAUUUAAAAUUACUCAGAAAUAUUAAUUUUUUAAUACAAAAAACCAAACAACUCUUUCGAGAGGAGUCACCCAAAAAUACUCCGAGCAAAAGCUAACCCAUAAAAAUAAAAAUAAAAAAAUAUUACCCAUAAAAAUAAGUCUUAAACAUUUGACUGUGAUAUUUUCUGCCCAACGCUUUUCUAUAAUAAAAUCAACUGAGCUAUUAUAUUUUAAGUAAAUAUUUAGUAAAUUUUAGUGGAAAUUUUUAAUUUAAAGUGUGAAAAACUUAAAAACAAAAAUCUAAAAUGAAAGUGCCCGCAAGAGACUCGAAAUAUUCCAUAAAUUUGAAAAUUUUUAAGCUGCACAACUACAACACUGCUCCCAAACUUACCAGCAGCGGCAGCAGCAGUAACCUUCUUGAUAAGAAAUCUCCCUCGCCCACAAGUGUCAAACCGCCUGCCAUACUAACAAAACGGAACUCUUGGCGUGCUUCAUGGAAAUUUUCAGCAGCAAGGCAACAACAAAAGCAGCAGCUAUCCGACUCUUCUGACUUCGACGUCACCAAGAACCAUUGCGAGGAAGAUAGUGCCACUUGUUUGGAUAGCAACAAUGACUCAGUAGCAACAGCUGAUAAUAGAACUCAAUAUUGGGCAGACGCUUUGGAGCGCAUCACAGCUCAAAAUGCUGAGAGCAGCAGCGGUUUGUCGCAACAGCGGGUGCCCGAUGCUGAUGAAUUUAUGUCUAUGCCUUGGUUCGGUAUGGACAUUGGUGGUACACUGACAAAGCUAGUCUACUUCGAGCCAAAGGAUAUAACGCCCGACGAACAGGAUCAAGAGGCUGAAAUUUUACGAAAUAUACGCCGUUAUCUAACCAAAAAUUCCGCUUAUGGCAAAACAGGGCACCGAGAUACCCAUCUGCAGAUGGACAAUGUUGAGAUACGCAAACGCCGUGGCUCACUGCAUUUCAUCCGCUUCCAAACCACUGACAUGAGCAAUUUCCUCCUAUUGGCCAAACAAAAGGGCAUGGCUGAAUUGGUGACUACAGUUUGUGCGACUGGUGGUGGUGCAUUCAAGUUUGAAAAUGAAUUCCGACAGCAAGUCAAUAUGAAACUCGCCAAAUUCGAUGAACUCGAUACGCUUAUCAAAGGCAUACUCUUUGCAGAGGUGCAGAAUCCCACAGAGUGCUAUUUCUAUGAGAAUGCGCGUGAUAUAAUGAAAAGCGAAAAGCGUGCUUUUGAUUUCUCCAAGCCGUAUCCAUUUAUUUUGGUGAAUGUCGGCUCUGGUGUGUCGAUACUGGCUGUCUAUGGACCAGACAACUACAAGCGUGUCUCAGGCACAAGCUUGGGUGGCGGUACAUUCCUUGGCCUCUGCUGUUUGCUAACCGGCUGCAAUUCGUUUGAAGAGGCAAUACAGCUCGCAACCAAAGGAGACAAUCGUAAAGUGGAUAAACUGGUGCGUGACAUCUAUGGCGGUGACUAUGAUCGUUUCGGCUUGACCGGCGAUUUAGUGGCAUCCAGUUUUGGACAAAUGCACAUUAAGGAUAAACGCUCGUCGGUAUCGCGGGAGGAUUUGGCCAAUGCAACCUUGGUUACAAUAACUAACAAUAUUGGCUCAAUUGCACGUAUGUGUGCCUUGAAUGAGAAAAUGGACAAGGUCGUCUUUGUCGGCAACUUCUUGCGCGUUAAUCCCAUUUCAAUGAAAUUGCUCGCCUACGCCAUGGAGUUCUGGUCAAAUGGCACGCUGAAGGCACUUUUCCUCGAACACGAGGGUUACUUUGGUGCUUUGGGUUGCCUUUUGCAGUUCAACGGUGAAAUAGCGGCCGCCUUGAAUGAAACCGCCGAAACUACACAAAAAACCGAACCAACAACCGCGUCUACUACCGCCGACAUAUUAUUAACUAAUAACUCAAAUUCCACAACUUCGCCAACUUGUAAUAGUACCAACAAUAGUGAUAGUUGAAGCACAGGGACUGUUCAUAAAAUGCACUCUUGUUAGUUCGUAGCUCAAAGAAAUUACAACAACACAGAAAUACUAUAUUACUACAAUGCGCUUGUAAAGUGAAAAAGUACUAACUAAAAAGGCACGACAAAGCAAAAGCAAAAGCAAAACAAGCAAAAUCAAAAUUAAAAUAUUUAAGUAAGUAAUACAUUUUUUAUGUGUUAUACGAAAUAAGCAAAAGUAUGUAUGUAGUUUUUACGUAUGUAUAGUUAAUUAAUAAAAAUGAAACAAAAAUAAAAAGUGAAAAAUGAAAAAUGAAAUAAGUUGGCAAAGAGCAAUCACACACACGUCCAUAAACAGAAUAUGUUGCAGUUUGUAUGUAAAUGCGGGAAGCGUAACCGAAGGCGCGAGGCGUCUAUAAUAAACAAAUUAAAUAUUCAACGAAUAUUCCUGAAAAUAAUUCGAUAUUUAAUAAAUCGAAGGUACAGUUAAAGUAAAACUCAUCGCUAUAAAAUCUAUUGUUGAUAUUGAAAACCAUUUUCUUUGGGAUAUAUCGGGGCUGCAAUUCAAGAUAAAAACCGGAGGUUAAGCUUUGCAUAUUAUUUUGUAUUAAGUUUAAUGCGUAUAAACAAUAAAGAAACUAAAAAAUUAUAGCAAAACGAAUUACAAUUAAGAAUUUAAUAUAAAGCCAAUUUAGCUUUAGCAAAUAAUAAAAACUAAGUGCGCGGCUAGAGUUAUCGAUUAAAAGGACAGUCGGUUCUACGUAACCGGAACGGCCCGGACUUAUAUCCGGCCAAGGACUGUCACUUAUGCAUUCAAAGGAGUUUAAUUGGAAGAUCAUUUAUAUUAAAAAACAACGGAUCAUUAUUAAAAUUAAAAAUUAUCAAAUUAUUAGACUAAAAGAAAACAAAAUAUUUAAUAAAAUUAAAGAAGAAAAAUGUCAAAGGGUUACGUGUACAUACACUUUACAAUUCAUUAAGCAACUUAAUAAUUUUGUUUUUUUUUUUGUGUCUUUUUUUUUACAUAUUUAUAAUGCUCACCAAAUUAAAACUAUUGCAUUAAGCGUAUAGAAAAAACACUUUAGAAAUUUGUGUGAUACAAUUAUUCUUUGUCAUAAGAUUUUAAAGAAAUUUUUUUUACACCAUUCAAAAUAUUUUGGUUGAAAGAAAAUGCAGCAAAAUAAGUAAUCGCAUACAAAUAUUUUUUUAAUCUAUUGAUUUUUAUAAAGAAAUAAUAAUUAUUUAGUGAUUUUCCUCUCCAAUGUUUUCAUUAUUUAUCGGUGUACACGUUUCGUUAUUUAUGAAUCAGCUGCUACUAUGCAGUAAAACUAGAUUUUCUUUAAAAAUCGGAAUCGAGUUAUUGUGUGUGCUUAAAAAAUUCAUAACAAAUUAUUAAAAAAACAUUUAAAUAGUUUUUAAACAAAAUUAAAAAUAGUUUUUAAAUAAAUUAAGAAAUAAUAUUUCCUACAAAUUAACUACUUAUAAAACGAUUGAAACGAAUUUUACUUUUUAGUCAGUGUAGGCGUCAAAGUUCGAGAUGAAAAUUUUAUUUAGUUUAUCGAUAAGUAUUGUUUGAAACAAACAGUUUGCAAAUUCCACGUUUUUUCGCACAAUUUCAAAGUUGGUUUGGUGUAAAAUGUUUGAUAUCAAACACAUUUUUUCUUAACAACUGUGUAAAUGUAUUUAUUAUUUAAUAUACUAUUACAAAUUUUAUUAAGACAUCAACAGUUGCAGCCCCUAAUAUUCCAGGAAACACACGAAAAAGCAAAUACUUUAAAUUGCACACCUGUUUACAUUAUAGGAGAGGUGGCUGAUAAGUCUAAAGGUACUUAAUGAUGUAUGAUUUUAUAUUUUUUAUUUUUCAAUGUAAUCCCGCUCAAGUGAAAUACACUUUUCACAAUGUCAGUAUAAUGUGACACUGAAAUAAUUGUAUUGAGAUUUCUCUUCAAAGUGGUUCUCUACGACCGUCUUCAUAUCCUUAUCGACCAAAUAUGUUCGUCUUUUUAAGUCUUUUUUGUUUUUGUGAUUUAUAUAAAAUAAAAAGUCACUGGGAGCCAAAUCCGAACUGUAGAGUGGUUGGUCGAUUUCUCUUUCGUU